GUUCAAGUGAAUCGCCGCCUAGAGCUCGUUUCCCUUUUGACGUCUGACACCCCUCCAUUUCCUAACGAUUCAUUCUUUCCCUUCAUUUAAAAGAACCUUCAAACUCCAACAUUCGUACUUUUCCCAGCAUCAUCAUCAUCGUCAUCUUGAUUUUGGGAGCCGAGCAAACCGCAAUUAUGUACACGCGGCUGCAGCACUUUGCCGACGCCGUCUAUAAGAGGGCCGUCGAAGAGACUCCUCGCGAACCCCAGCUUCCCGGCUGGUCCUUCUGGGUCUUCCUCGCCGACUUCAUCGUCUUCCUCCCCAUCAUCCUCUGGACUUCCUACACCCUCCACCAGGUCUACCCCAUCUUCGCCAUCGUCGAGGACGAGAACCCGCCCGCCUACGACCCCGUCAACCUCGCCGAAGAUGAGGGCGCCAUCCCCUCCGCCGGCCCCGAGGUUCGCCCCGACGGCCCCGUCCCCCAGACAAAGGUGACCGGAGGCCGCCCCACCACCGUCACCUCCUCCAUCCGCUCCAUCAACCGCCUCCUGACCACCUACGGCGGCUGGCGCUCAAACUUCCGCGGCUUCGGCGUCUACUUUGUCCAGGCCCUCGCGACCAACUUCCUCUUUGGCAUCUUCUCCUCCUUCCUCCCGGACAUCCUCGCCUCCCUCGCGACCCUCCUCUCCGCCCUCGCCCUCGUCCAGCUCUCCGCCGUCUGGGUCCACAUCGUCAUCACCCCCUCGAGCUCCGACUACUUCUGGAAGCGCCUCCCGCCCUUCAAGCGCACCUUUGACGCCACCGCGAAGCCCGUCGCCGCCUACUGGCUCGCAGAGCAGGUCGCCACCUGGGUCCCCAUCGCCGUCGGCUGGGCCCUCGGCCUCGACCUCCCCAACUUCCAGUUCGGCAAGCCCAACUCGGUCGUCUCCCAGCCUCAGAGCUCCGACGCCUGGAAGAGCAUCGUCAUCACCCUCAUCAGCAUCGCCUUCCAGAUCAUCAUCGUCAUCCCCGCCCACGUCGUCCUCGUCCGCGUCCAGGCCUCCCUCAUCCCCGAGGAGGCAAACACCAUCAUCCCCUUUGACCGUUCCUUCGAGGGCAAGGUCGAGCCCCGCGUCGUCGGCGGCAAGGGCUACGCCACCAUGGACGACGCCUGGAGCGGCUUCUCCCGCAACGCCUGGAAGCGCCUGGUCAUCCUCUACGUCAAGAUUUUUGCCGUCUCCUUUGCCGCUUUCGCGCUCAUGGCCGCCGUUGUCAUUCCCGAGAUUAUCGUCUUCAGCAAGCUCGCUAAAUAAAUGUUUGGCUAGCAUCUGAAAUCUACAGGCGCCAUCUCUCUCUCAAACUCUUCGGCAAUUGCACUUAUGUAAUCGGUUACCCCCUUCAAGGCUCGCAAGGAUGCGUUGAUGGGAAGAAAGGGGAUAAAGCUUGAAACGCUGUGGUUGUAUUUGCGCAUCACCAUGCACUAAAUCGUCUCUUAGCUAGCUGAAUAGUCUCUGCUUUGUGUCUUGUUAUCACAACUCCAUACCCCAAAUAAAACAGAUUGAAAGAUUGAAAUCACUGCAUCACCAUAAUCGUCAUCAUCAGAAC
This is a messenger RNA of Colletotrichum scovillei, 1566 nucleotides long. Its product is annotated as ubiquitin carrier protein. Lineage: Eukaryota; Fungi; Ascomycota; Sordariomycetes; Glomerellales; Glomerellaceae. The transcript is spliced from 2 exons. The record is from RefSeq and is a predicted model, not a curated record. The coding region runs from base 177 to 1274 and encodes 365 amino acids.